GGACCCGAAGGGCAGACGCCAAAGGGCUCAGAUGUCGACUGGGAUGACCUCUGGGAUCAGUUUGAAGAGAGAAGGUACCUCAGUGCCCGGAAAUGGAAGGGUGGAGAGGACCCGUACCGCCUCUACGCCUUUAACCAGCGUGAGAGCGAGAGGAUUCCCAGUGACCGUGCUAUCCGCGACACCAGGCAUUACAGAUGUACUACUUUGCACUAUCGUCCAGAUCUUCCGUCAACGAGUAUCAUCAUCACCUUUCACAAUGAAGCCAGAUCCACCCUCUUAAGAACUAUCAGAAGUGUUUUAAAUCGCACCCCUGUGCACCUGGUGCAUGAAAUCAUAUUGGUGGAUGACUUCAGCGAUGAUCCUGAUGACUGCCAUUUACUGGGCAAGUUACCCAAGGUGAAAUGCUUGCGCAACAGACAACGAGAAGGUUUGAUCCGGUCCCGAAUCCGAGGGGCAGAUGUGGCACAGGCAGCAGUUCUGACCUUCCUAGACAGCCACUGUGAGGUGAAUAAAGACUGGCUGCUGCCUCUUCUGCAGAGGAUCAAAGAGGAUCCAACCCGCGUGGUCAGUCCAGUUAUUGACAUCAUCAACUUGGACACCUUUGCCUACGUGGCCGCUUCCUCGGACCUGCGAGGUGGGUUUGACUGGAGUUUACAUUUCAAAUGGGAGCAGCUUUCCCCAGAACAAAAAGCCAAGCGAAUUGACCCAACAGAACCUAUUAAGACUCCGAUCAUUGCAGGGGGGCUCUUUGUGAUCGACAAGGCUUGGUUCAACCACCUCGGGAAGUAUGACACUGCCAUGGACAUCUGGGGUGGGGAGAAUUUUGAAAUCUCCUUCCGUGUGUGGAUGUGUGGUGGGAGCCUGGAAAUUAUCCCCUGCAGCCGGGUCGGACACGUGUUCCGGAAGAAACACCCCUAUGUCUUCCCAGAGGGAAAUGCCAACACCUAUAUAAAAAAUACCAAGCGCACAGCUGAAGUGUGGAUGGACGAGUUCAAACAAUACUACUACGCUGCCCGGCCUGCAGCACAAGGAAGGCCGUAUGGAGACAUCAAGAGCAGACUGGAACUGAGGAAGAGCUUGAAAUGCCAGACCUUCAAGUGGUACCUGGAAAAUGUUUAUCCAGAACUUAGGAUUCCUGAGGAAACAUUGUAUCAAUCUGGAAUGAUCCGACAGAGACAGAGGUGUCUGGAGUCCCAGAAGCCUGAAGACCAGGAGUUUCCAGUCCUGAGCUUAAGUCCCUGCAUCAGCAGCAAAGGUGUGGCAGCAGUGGCACAGGAAUGGACGUACACAUACAACCAUCAGGUCCGCCAGCAGCAGCUCUGCUUGUCCGUGCACACCCUCUUCCCAGGCUCCCAGGUGCUGCUGUCCCCGUGCAAAGAAGGGGAUGGCAAACAGCGAUGGGGUAAAGUCGGCUCUCGUAUUGAGCACAUGGCCUCGCGCUUCUGCCUGGACACCGAAAUGAUGGGCGACACCAACGAGAGUACCGGGGAACUUGUCAUCAACCCCUGUGAGAGCACAGCCAUGAGUCAGCGCUGGGACAUGGUGAUGUCCUGACCACCCGAGGUGUCACAAGUGCAGAACCAGCCAGGAGGGCUUCGUCGGAAGCAGCCAUGGCCCACAGCAGAGGCUGCUGGGAACUCAGCAGCAGAACCAUUGGGCACCUUUGUUCAUUGUGAGGCGGGAGCAGGAGGAAAAAAGAGCUAGGCCAAGGGAGCUCUGGGUUGAAGAAGGGAUGUCGGCUGUGGGAUCUGCAGUUAGUGGCCUUUUGGGAUUAUAGGUUCAGCAAGGCAGAACCACACACAGCCAGGCCCUAAACAUCUUUCAGGAACACUGAGUCCUGGCUGAGGUCUGAGGAUGGCCCUGCUGAAAUGCAGCGUGCACAGUAUUUAAUCUUUUACUGCCAAGAUGGAAACUGGAGGAAGAUCCUUGGAGGGAAAGUGGAGAUCUGUACACAGCAAGACAAGUGUGUAGUUGGCCACAGGGGUGGCAGAAAGGCUGAAGGGUGGAGCAAGAGGAUGCUAACGUGAGACAAAUGUGGUUGCCUUGGGGAUGAGUGGAGAAUGCCAGGAUUACCUGUCUCUGUUCAUGGAUUUGGAUGAGGCGAUAGCAUGUUCUCAUUUGUCUGUAGACUGGCACUUGGUGUGUACUGUACAGAGGGCCCGUGCUGUCAUCUGAUGCAUGUGGCCAGAAUCAAGAUGAUGGGGAGGGGGUUCUCACCACUCUGUACUCUCAGUGCUUGGACCCCAUCGAGUCUUACCGCAGAGGCCAAGCCUGUGAGGGAGCUAAAUAGGCAAACCCUUCUGACAAUGCAGGGGAACAAUACUGUUAGUUCUCCUGCCUGAAUGGCCUGAGCCAGCCAAGAUCACUGAGUUUUCCCCAUUAACCUCAGUACAGGUCUCGUGUUUCAACCCUGGCAUCUCUGAAAUGAUCAUACCAUGUCACUCCACUAAUAUUUUGCUACUUGAAGGUAAUUGUGCCUUGUGUGCGUUUCCCAAUCUGCUUCGUACAAUAGCUGGGGCCUGAGGGAAUGGGGCUUCCUUCAGCAUGGCACAGACUAAGGUAGGGACCUCCCAGAGGGCUUUUAUGAAGCGCAGGAGAAAGGAGAUCCACCCCAAUGUUGCUGCCUCCUAGAAUGUGAGCGUUGAUGGAAGAAUUUGGGAUGCCCCCCAGCUGCAUCGCUGAGCAGGAAGCCCCAGUUCAGGAGACCCUGGAAGGUUCUCUCUCUGCUGUGGCCAUGGGCACUCGUAGGCACUGGGGUGGUAAGAUGUGGGGGCUCCAAGAAACAGGCAUUGGCUAGAGAUAAAAUGCCAAGAUGAUGUUUGUGCAGGGCUGAGGGGAUUAAGUGGAGACCUGAGGACGUGAUGUGGACGGGAAACAGUCCUUUCUUGACCUGGCCUUUGGGCUAGGUCUCUGCACAGAAAAAGGGAUUGGUGGAGCAGGACUUUCCAACAGGAUGGGAAUCACCAAGGCAGUCUAUAUAGGGCCUUGCACAGCUGGGUACAAUGCAGGGUGGGACUUUCAAGAGGGCCUGAGGCACUUGUAAACCAGUGAGGUUUGAGCUCCUGAGUCAUGUAAGCGGUUACAAAAAUCCCGUCCUCUGGCCAAUUUCAAACCUGUGACCUGGAGGUGGAACAUCCUCUUACCAAGUUUGCCUGGCCUCCCUUGAUGAAUAUAGUGCUAGGGAUUGGAUUGCUCAGACGCCCUGGGCUUGCAGUGUAGCACCACCAUAACUGUUUUUAUUUUCAAAUCAUCCCGGUUUAUAAAAUGCUUUUCCAGCUGCAGUAAAGCAGGUUAUUAAUCUGAUGAAGCCACUAUGCUGUGAUCCUCCAGGACCUGCCUUGUGAAAGAGUUCAAGGAAGCCAUCAUGUCACAGCAAUGCAUGGCACCAUUUUCAUUUCUCAGCUUUCUGAUAGGAAAACAAGACAACUACAAAUAGAGCGGGGUGGGGUGGGGAGGAGGGAGAAAACUCAGGCCCAAUUCACAAAGCAGUCAGUGAACUUGCUGGUUGCCUUAUUUCAUUGAGCCAAUGACUUUAGUCACUGCAAAUGACAGGCAGGCUGGAAUGAGUCACUGUCUAAUAGUGAUGGGAGGUCCCAAGUGGUAAAGCAGCUCCCAAAAGUUUGGAGGUUACCUUAAAUGUACCUGUGUUGUGUUUGCCCUGUGAUACCCUGAUGCUGCAUUGUUUCUGAUUCCUCCAAAAUAAGCAGACAAAAUGCCAUUCUGGAAAGAACUGCUGCUAUUCUCCAGCAUCCUCCGGGCAAUUGAUGGACGGCUCGACUUUGGGUUCUAAAUCUGGAGUUCUCUGCUUUAGCAGGUUUGCUCUUGGCUGCCCAGAACUGUGUGAAGAAACUAUUGUGGUGCAUCUAGCAAUCACUUCCUCUCCUGGGGUUCAAAACAUCCCUGUUGCUGAUGGCCAAAACCAGUGUUCUAGACAACCACCGCUGUUCAGCAGAAAAUCAAAGUGCUACCUCACUGCAUACAUGUACAUGUGCAUUUGUGCGUGUCUGUUGACAUGUCGGUACAUAUGUGUGUGUGCCUCUGCAUUUGUGUGUAGAUGUGACGGGCAUUUCACAUGCAUGUGUGUGCAGGUAUGUAGAUGUGUGUUCGAAGAAGGUCUUAGUUCAAACUCACUUCAUUUCCCUGAUGUGGUAAGGUAGAGCUGGAUACUACUCUUGAGGCCUAACCCUCUGGGCCAAGUCAAGUUUGUAGAAGGCUUUACUUGCAGUAAGACUGCUGUGAGAUGGUUGGAGGCAUGAGACAAAGAGCAUAAUAAAGGCAGGGUCUGCAUCCCUGGUAACCAUGGAGCUGUACCACACAGGUGCUUCAUCAGGGACUUGCAAGGAGGCUCAGGGGUACAGAAAAGCUGAAUGUAGGUGUGCUGAGUGGCUGUGAAAAAUGACAGUAUCAUCAUUGUACCAGCCAGCCCUCCAUCCACGUAGUGCAGGCUGGACAGCUGCUAAUUGUGUAGCAUACCUGAGGCUGCAGAAACACUCCCAUGCCUACCAUGCAGCCCUUUGUCUGAAGCCUGUUUCGUGGCCCUGCCAGUGAGAUCAGCCAUCUGAUCAGCAACUUACUUAAAACAGUGUGGGGUGUCAGCUUGCCUCUCAUGAAUCUCAGUAGGAGCAUGGCACUAUCCACCAGUUUGCAAAUGUUUUCUUUCCUGCGCUCACAAAAUGCCUUGUUUUGAGUGUCAGUAGAAAGCAAGACUGGUGAAAUCCAACGCAGCCUACAGGUUUAAUUAUCUGAUUAAAACAGUCUGGAAAUAGAUUCACUUACUUUUUUAAUGUUUGAGUUUUCCCUUAGUAUUGAUUAUAAUUCUACCGGCCGUAAACUGGGAGCCCUUUGACAGGAUGUCUAGAUAGGCUCUAGUAUUUACACUUUGGUGCUCUCUGCAGCAAUGCUAUUUGGCCAAUUUUACACUGAUCGAGAAAGAGAAGCUAUGGUUCUAAUCCUGGCUGGGUGUGUGGCCUGUGGGUAAGUCACUUGUCCUUGUGCCUGAGUGAAAGCCAUCUGGAAAACUGGAUCCAAAGCAGGAAACUCAAAGAAAGACCAGUCUUUUGCUGCUUUUCAAAUGAGCUACCCUGGCUGAAUGUUUAACAAUAUAAUUACGAAAGAUAUUGCUGUCCUAAUGAGAGCUACUCUGAAAGAUUUUGUGAAUUGGGGGGGAAACCCAAAACUAUAAUUUGGUUCACUUGAUUUCAGGCCAGUUUACCUUCACUUUCUAUUGCUAGCAUAGUUGUUAAGUUUAAGGCCAAGAGCAAUGGCUUAAACACCAAAUUUUACUCAGUUCUUGAGGAAAAUAAAUGGGAAAUGAAUUUAUAAUUUAGAAGUUAAGGGACCACACUAGAACUCUGAUCUGAAUUUUUAUGAUUAUCCAGUCAUGGAAAAGACCUAACAAGGAGUGAAAAGGUGGUCUAGAAUAAAGAGCCUAGGUAUCAAAGUGCUGAGUUCUAAUCCUGGUUCUUUAACUAAUUGCAGUACUGGGGUCUGUGCUGCUUCAGUUUCCCCAUCUGUAAAAGAGGACGAAUAUAUGCCUAUCUCACACAGGUUUUGUGUGACUUAGUUAAUGAAUGUAAAAUGCGUUGAACUGGUAGGCUGUGUCUAGACUGGCCAGUUUUUCCAGAAAAUCAGCCGCUUUUCCGGAAAAACUUGCCAGCUGUCUACAUUGGCUGCUUGAA
Messenger RNA from Pelodiscus sinensis (Chinese soft-shelled turtle), 5678 nucleotides. It is a transcript of the gene GALNT14, whose product is annotated as polypeptide N-acetylgalactosaminyltransferase 14. Lineage: Eukaryota; Metazoa; Chordata; Testudines; Trionychidae. Gene Ontology annotation, molecular function: polypeptide N-acetylgalactosaminyltransferase activity. Gene Ontology annotation, biological process: protein O-linked glycosylation. Gene Ontology annotation, cellular component: Golgi apparatus. The record is from RefSeq and is a predicted model, not a curated record.